Menidia menidia (Atlantic silverside) is the source of this 3124-nucleotide messenger RNA. Lineage: Eukaryota; Metazoa; Chordata; Actinopteri; Atheriniformes; Atherinopsidae. The record is from the annotation of a GenBank genome assembly.
CCGCUCUAGACACUCUACGUGCCAAGACCGCGACUCGUCCAUAAUUCGCCCCUCUUUGGUCAGGGGCCGAGCCGCGUUACUAGUGGAUAUCAGACUCGUUCAGACCCGAGUCGAAGUCCCAGGGAGCUGCCGAUGAACGGCACCAUGGCUGCGUCCUCGCACCGGAUAACGAUGGGGCCGCUGGUGGCCGCCAUCGACCAGGGCACGAGCUCCACUCGUUUUCUGGUGUUUAAUUCAAAAACAGCCGAGCUCCUCAGCCAUCACCAGGUGGAAAUCAAGCAGAGCUUCCCUAAAGAAGGGUGGGUGGAGGAGGAUCCCAAAGAAAUUCUGCAGUCGGUGUACGAGUGCAUGGAGCGAACGUGUGAAAAACUGACCCAGCUCAACAUCGACAUCUCAAACAUUAAAGCCAUCGGAGUGACCAACCAGAGGGAGACCACGCUCGUUUGGGACAAAGAGACCGGGGAGCCCCUUUACAACGCCAUUGUCUGGCUGGACCUAAGGACACAGUCAACGGUUGAACGUCUCAUUAGUAAGACCCCGGGAAGGAAUAAGAACCAUUUGAAGCACAAAACCGGACUCCCGAUCAGCACCUACUUCAGCGCGGUCAAACUCCGCUGGCUGAUGGACAACGUGGACGAGGUCCACGAGGCCGUGGUGUCCCACCGCGCCAUGUUCGGCACCGUGGACUCCUGGCUCAUCUGGUGCUUAACGGGGGGCAAGUCCGGCGGCGUCCACUGCACGGACGUGACCAACGCCAGCCGGACCAUGCUGUUCAACAUCCACACCAUGACCUGGGACCCGGAACUUUGCAAAUAUUUCGGGAUUCCCAUGGAAAUCCUGCCCAGUGUUCGGAGUUCGUCCGAAAUCUACGGCCUCAUGAAAAUUUGUUCUAGCCGGAAAUCCGGAGCUCUCUCGGGUAUUCCUAUCUCGGGGUGUCUCGGGGAUCAGUCGGCAGCUCUCGUGGGUCAGAUGUGUUUCCAGGACGGACAAGCCAAAAACACGUACGGGACCGGCUGCUUUCUUUUGCGAAACACCGGAGCCAAGCCGGUGAUGUCGGACCACGGCCUGCUCACCACGGUGGCCUACAAGCUGGGCCGGGAUAAGCCCGCCUGUUACGCGCUGGAGGGCUCCGUGGCCAUCGCGGGGGCGGUGGUCCGCUGGCUGCAGGACAACCUCGGGAUCAUCAGUGCUUCCGAAGAGCUCGAGAAGUUGGCGGCGUCGGUGGGCACCUCCUACGGCUGCUACUUUGUCCCCGCCUUCUCGGGCCUCUACGCGCCCUACUGGGAGCCCAGCGCCCGAGGGAUCAUCUGCGGCCUGACGCAGUUCACCAACAAGAGGCACCUGGCCUUCGCCGCGCUGGAGGCCGUCUGUUUCCAGACGCGAGAGAUCCUGGACGCCAUGAACCAAGACAGCGGCAUCCCUCUGAACCAGCUUCAGGUGGACGGCGGAAUGACGUCCAACAGGUUGCUGAUGCAGCUGCAGGCCGACAUUCUUUGCAUCCCCGUCGUGAAACCUUCCAUGCCGGAGACGACGGCCCUGGGAGCGGCCAUGGCGGCGGGGGCAGCGGAGGGGGUGAGCGUGUGGAGCCUGAACCCCGAGGACCUGAGCGAGGUCACCUCGGAGAAGUUCGAACCGCAGAUCAACCCCGAAGAGAGCGAGCUCCGCUACGCGCGGUGGAAAAAGGCGGUGGAGAAGUCCAUGAACUGGGAGACCACCCAGCCGGUCAGCAACGGAAACGGUGAACCGGGUAUCUUUAGCAGCAUCCCCCUGGGCUUUUACAUCAUGGGCAGCAUGUUGAUGCUAAUCGGUGCGAAAUACAUCACAGGUCACGACUAGUCUCCUGAAAUUUGGAAAAUAAAGCCGAAAGUUGGGGGGAAGGGUGGGGGGGGGAUGCUUGUUGGGCUUGACCACCAUGGAUAGACUCGUUGUACCCCUCUCUCUCUCCUGAAACCAUUCCAGAAGAACAAGGAAUCAGGAAGGCUUCGUUUGUGUUGUUUUUAUUUGAUUUUUUAAACUCUGUCACUGUCAGUGCCAGAAUAGUCUGGGUUUUAAAGCCAGAGAUCAAUUUUUUUUGUAGCAGCUUUGCCCAUGCAUUGAUACAUUUUAAUUUUUCUUUUUAACAUAAAAGAUGUUAAUUUUAACGAUACUUGUGUAGAAAACUUGACGGCUGCUCAGAUUGAUGUUAAGCACUCGGUUUGAUUUCUGUUUGCAUCACCGUCCUUCCCGAUUGGUUCUCCAGUGGCCAUUUUGUGACGUUUUUUUUUUUGCUUUUAAAGAACCAACACAAAAUCCUUUUUAGAGCACUUUAUCUUUUUAACUUUUUAAUUUUGUUUAUGAAUGCUUAGGAUUGCGGUGGAUGAAAUCCUCUUGACGGUAAAACUCACGGGAAGAAAUGGAUUUGAUAAACUGAAAAUUAUGCUGCUUUUAGUGAAAGCGAAGGUAUGUACAAAUAAAAUAAAAGUGUUGUGUAACUGGCAGUCAUGGGGGGAAAAGGGCAAUUAUAACUAAGUUUUUUAAUCAACGCACCAACAGAAUUUGAACACAAGUCCAGCUCAAAAAUCUGGUGCUAGCAUCUUAUAAGUUAAUCCAUAAAGAAGUGGUUUUAUUGCACUAAAAUUGAAGAUUUUAAGACUUUUUUGCCCAUUUACAUCACUACACAAGGCAAGGGAGUUUUAUUAAAUCACAUGAGAACUGGCCUUUUACAAACCCUCUCGGUUUACACUUAAACUUGAAGUUAAAAAAUGUUAAAAUCCAUAUUUAUUGCAAAGGGCCUGUCCUGUAAGACUUCUGUUUGGCUCUGAAGGAACAAAUGAUGGGGUUUGAAUGUAGGUUGGUGUCAAAAACAACAUGGCUUGCGUUUAGCCUGCCCGCCAAAUGGUUUUGCAUUUACUUUGCAUAGUUAAGGGAGUUAUUUAUUAAAUGGCACGGUCCUCCUCUGCCUUGACAUGACGGUGUGACAAGGGGCAUACUACUGGGAUAAACACACGAUAAGCAAAGCGGGACCUUUUAACUGUGAAUGUGUGUUGUUUUUUUUUAACAACCCUGCAUGUGUGUCUGUGACAUAAAGGCUGUACAAUUAUUUUGGUUUGUUUCCCCAUGACAUUAAAAAGAAAUACUACUCGGA